Messenger RNA from Geodia barretti, 1671 nucleotides. NCBI's taxonomy places the organism in Eukaryota, Metazoa, Porifera, Demospongiae, Tetractinellida, Geodiidae. The record is from the annotation of a GenBank genome assembly.
AUGAGCGGGGGAGUGGACUCCUCCGUUGCCGCGUUGCUAUUGAAGCAGGAGGGUUACGAUGUCGUGGGCGUGACGAUGCGCCUGUGGUCGGUGGAGGACGAGGCCGCCGCGCCGCUGAACAAGCGCUGCUGCUCGGUCGAGGAUGUGCAGGACGCCGCGGUGUGUGUGACGCCAUCGGCGCAGCGCCACUACUACAUAAACUUCGAGCGCGAGUUCCAGCAGCACGUCAUCGAUUACUUCGUGCGCGAGUAUGAUCGCGGACGGACCCCUCAUCCCUGCCUCGCCUGCAACGACAAGAUUAAGUUCGACUUCCUGCUGCGCCGCGCCAUGUUCAUGGACGCCGACUACAUCGCAACAGGACACUACGCGCGCAUACGGCGGACAGUGAGCGCACACACCUGCUCAAAGGCACAGACGCAACGGCUGUUGCUUCCUGUCGGCGAGUACCCUAAGAGCGACAUUCGCCGUAUCGCUGCCGACGCAGGUCUGCCCGUCGCCGACAAGCCGGACAGCCAGGAGAUCUGCUUCAUCCCGGACGGGGACUAUCGCAAGUUCGUGGGCGAGCGUGUGAUGCCCAAGCCGGGCGAUCUGGUUGACACCGAGGGCAAAGUGCUUGGCAGGCAUCCGGGCAUACAGUUCUUCACCAUCGGGCAGCGCAAGGGCUUGGGCUUGCAGGGCAACACCGGCUCUCCAAUGUACGUUACAUCCAUAGACGCCGAUGCCAACCGUGUGGUACUUGGCAGAAAUGAAGACCUGAUGCGCCGCGAACUCUGGGCGUCGCGCCUGAACUAUAUCUCAGGCGAGCCGCCUGAUACGCCAAUUGAGAUAACUGCGAAGAUACGAUAUAAGGCGAACGAAGAGCCUGCAACACUGACGCCGCACGGCGACUGGGCAGAAUUGCGCUUCCACGAGCCGCAGCGAGCCGUUACGCCGGGUCAGGCCGUCACCUUCUAUCAGGGCGAGGAAAUCAUCGGCGGCGGCAUUAUCGAACUCGAAGCUCCGAUUCCGGCAGAAACCGAGCUUUGGGAGCGCGAUGGCUGGGGUGAGAGGCUUGGCAUAGCCGAGAACCGAAACGGCUAUCGAUUCACCGCAGAGCAGGCGGCAAACCUCCCAGAGUUCUCACUUGACGAUCUGAUGGAUUACUACCGCUCGGUGCGCGUUGAGCUUUUCGAGUUCAUCGACUCGAUGUCGGAAGAUGACCUUGCCAACCUCCCAAAUCCCAGGCGACCGGAAUUCCCAGUUGGCGAUACGCUCAAGCACAUUAUCGUCGAGGAAUCCCAGCAUGUCGCCGCCACGUCGCGGGAAAUCGACGCAGUUGGCAUUGUAGAGGCCACCCGCGUCGCCAUGGCAAGAGCGAUCGACGCGCUUCCAAUCCGCCCCCAAUACCUGCUCCUUGACGCUCUGUUGCUUCCCGACGUGGGUCUGCCUCAGCGCGCAAUCGUGAAGGGUGACGCCAAGUGCCUGUCGAUUGCAGCUGCGUCUAUCGUGGCUAAAGUUACCCGCGACGCGAUGAUGAGGGACGCAGACACCGCCUACCCCGGCUACGGCUUCGCGCAGCACAAAGGCUACGCCACUCAGCAGCAUCGAGAUGCGCUUGAGCAACUUGGCCCCUGCGACAUUCAUCGCUUCACAUUCGCCCCUGUACGACGACUUGCGGAAGCCGACGCAUGA